AUGGUCACCCAUUACCCGAGCCAGCUAUCUUGCCUUGAAUUUGGGCAGCUCAUUGCUGACAUAAAGGCCAAUGCGCCGGGCAUCGAGAAUGUUAUCGUUUCUACCCACUGCCAGAAUGAUCUAGGACUUUCUACCGUCAGUACUUUAGAGGUACGUUUACAUACAUAUUUUUUCGUUUUUACUUUUUAUUACUUUCGUUUCCUAAUUUCGUUUACAUACAUGGUGGAAGAGUACAGUGGACUGCAGGUGCAGCCUCACAAGGCUAUUGUCGGUGCUAAUGCGUUUGCUCAUGAAAGUGGAAUCCAUCAAGAUGGAAUGCUAAAGAAAAGAAAUACAUACGAAAUCAUGUCUUCUGAAGAUAUUGGACUUUUUAGAUCUAGCGAAUCUGGUCUUACACUUGGAAAACUUAGUGGACAGCAUGCUUUGAAAACUACACUAUUUGAGCUUGGUUAUGACAUUGAUGGGAGGGAACUUAAUGAUUUCUUUUGGCGGUUUAAAUCGGUUGCCGAAAUGAAAAAGGUUAUUACCGAUGAUGAUUUAAUAGCACUGGUAUCCGAUGAGGUUUUCCAGCCCACCGUUAUUUGGAAGUUUGGAGAUGUACAGGUGACGUGCGGGACUUUAGGUCUUUCAACCGCAACAGUUAAGUUAAUAGCAGAUGACGGGACAAAACAAAUCGCCUGUUUUACUGGAACAGGACCUGUUGAUGCAGCUUAUAAGGUGGUUGAUCUCAUUGUUAAGGUUUGAUGUUUCAAUUUAUUAUUGUCAAAAUGAGCGGGUUGAGUCGGAUCGGGUCAAAAUUUCUAAGUUCUUUACAUUUGAUUCUAAUAUCUGUUUUACAGGCUCCUGUAAAACUCCUUGAGUACUCGAUGUUGCGGUUACAG
Helianthus annuus (common sunflower) is the source of this 881-nucleotide messenger RNA. Its product is annotated as 2-isopropylmalate synthase A-like. Gene Ontology annotation, biological process: L-leucine biosynthetic process. Gene Ontology annotation, molecular function: 2-isopropylmalate synthase activity. The transcript has 5 exons. The coding region runs from base 1 to 744 and encodes 247 amino acids. The record is from RefSeq and is a predicted model, not a curated record. Gene Ontology annotation, cellular component: chloroplast. Lineage: Eukaryota; Viridiplantae; Streptophyta; Magnoliopsida; Asterales; Asteraceae.